Molecule: messenger RNA, 414 nt
Organism: Staurois parvus
Lineage: Eukaryota; Metazoa; Chordata; Amphibia; Anura; Ranidae
Source: the annotation of a GenBank genome assembly
ACAGAUAUCCCCCAAAUGUCAGGACGGUACAGAUAUCCCCCAAAUGUCAGGACGGUACAGAUAUCCCCCAAAUGUCAGGACGGUACAGAUAUCCCCCAAAUGUCAGGACGGUACAGAUAUCCCCCAAAUGUCAGGACGGUACAGAUAUCCCCCAAAUGUCAGGACGGUACAGAUAUCCCCCCAAAUGUCAGGACGGGACAGAUAUCCCCCAAAUGUCAGGACGGUACAGAUAUCCCCCAAAUGUCAGGACGGGACAGAUAUCCCCCAAAUGUCAGGACGGUACAGAUAUCCCCCAAAUGUCAGGACGGGACAGAUAUCCCCCAAAUGUCAGGACGGUACAGAUAUCCCCCAAAUGUCAGGACGGGACAGAUAUCCCCCAAAUGUCAGGACGGUACAGAUAUCCCCCAAAUGUCA